GCACCACACCGGCGCUUUCACAUGACCUCAUAACUCCGCGACAAGCUAAUUAGCUAACUGACUGCUACGACAACUCGAAGCAGAGAAGCAAACGUCAACUCUCCGAUACCGGGAUACUCUACAUCGGAAAGACAGCUGGGUCUCCCUCCCUCAGUGAACACAGAGAGGUCUGAGCCUCCAUCACCAUGACAGACAACAAGCGUCUCGCCUUCUCCAUCAUCCAGUUCCUGCACGAUCAGCUCCAGUCAGGGAAUCUGUCCUCAGGUGCCCAGGAGAGUCUGGAGGUUGCUGUCCAGUGUUUGGAGACGGCGUUUGAAGUGUCAACCGACGAUCAGAGCCUCGCCAUCCCCAUGACGUUACCGGAGGUCUUCGCCUUAGCCACAGCCAAGCAUCCAGCUCAGUCACAGGUCAACAACAACUCGCCUCCAGACUCCAUCAGUGAGGAACAGAGAGCUGAGGCAGAGAGACUGAAAACCGACGGUAAUGACCAGAUGAAGGUGGAGAACUUUGCAGUUGCUGUUGAGUUUUACUCAAAGGCCAUCGCCAUCAACCCUCAGAACGCCGUCUACUACUGCAACAGGGCUGCAGCCUACAGUAAACUGGGGAACUAUGCUGGAGCGGUGCAGGACUGUGAACAGGCCAUCAGCAUCGACCCAAACUACAGCAAAGCCUACGGGAGGAUGGGUUUGGCUCUGGCCAGCCUCAACAAACACACAGAAGCAGCGAGUUAUUAUAAAAAAGCACUGGAGCUCGACCCUGACAACGACACCUACAAAAGCAACCUGAGGAUCGCGGAGGAGAAGAUGGAGACCUGCAGUCCAACAGCAGGGAUGGGAGGAGUAGAUCUGGCUGGUUUGCUCAGUAACCCCAGCUUCAUGAACAUGGCGUCGUCUCUGAUGAACAACCCUCAGGUUCAGCAGCUGAUGUCAGGGAUGAUGUCCGGAGCGUACGGUGGGAUGGGGGGAGGAGGUGCCGCCCCUGGAGCCACUGCCCCCAGAGCCGCGGCCCAUGGAGCCGCUGGCCCCGGAGCUGCCGGAACCGGAGAUUUAUCCGGACUGAUUCAGGCAGGUCAGCAGUUUGCUCAACAGAUGCAGCAGCAGAACCCAGAACUCAUCGAACAGCUGAGGAGUCAAAUCCGCAACCGAACGCCCAGCUCCGGAAACGAAGAGCAGCCGUGACAUUGGAUACGGCUGUGCAGGUUCAUGUGUGGAGGAGACGUACCGACCGUCUGCCCUUUUUUUCUUUCUGAUUUGGAUCAUUAUAACACGAAGGACUAAAAGGAAGUUUUUGUUUGUUCCAUCACUGAAUAAUUCCUGCAUGAGAGAGAGAGAGAGGCCUCCGUUUCAUUCAGGAGCCACGUCACCAAAAAUUACACCCACUUCCUGCGGCGCUGUGUGGUUUUUAGGAAGAGCAUUUUGAUGCAACACUUUGAUAUCAAAGAGAUUAAUUGGAAGAAAUCAGGUUCUGACCCAGAUGUGAAACAGCUGUAGUAAAGCAGGUCAGCAGAGUCAAAACAGAAGCUUGAAAUGUCUUUUUUUCUCUAAAAGCUACACAGUGUAACUUUAAAUGCAAUUUCUGGUCCAGUACCUUGUUUAUGGUGUGAGUGUGAGUGAGCGAGCGAGCGAGAUAUCAGGGUUAAUUUAGUGUAAAUGAAUGAAUUGUGUGUGUGGCAGGUGAAACUCCUCGGUCACCUGUGAGGAGGCACUGAGCUGUUUAAACACAGUGUGGGAAUUAAAAAGAGCAUCUCAACAUUUUACACCGUCCUGUCUGACGAGUUUUCCCUCCCGCCAAUCAAAUAUCCUGAGGUUUGUUUUCCUGGGUCGCAGGAAACUCACAGAGACAAACAGAUCGCAUGUAAUAUACACAUUACCUCAGCUGUACGAGGGGACUGCGGAGAAGUGCGGUGGUGAUUUACAGCAGCUGUGAAAUGAGUGAAGUAUGAAGGUAUGAACAAUAGGUAGAAGGUGAGUAGUAACACAUUCAGGUCUGAUGUAGAACCUGUACAGUUGUACACAAAAGUUUGGGUAAAUUUCAUGUUUAGUUGACUUAUGAAGUAAAAUGUUAUCAAUAAAAAUUGCAACA
This is a messenger RNA of Toxotes jaculatrix (banded archerfish), 2082 nucleotides long. It is a transcript of the gene sgta, whose product is annotated as small glutamine rich tetratricopeptide repeat co-chaperone alpha. The transcript is spliced from 12 exons. NCBI's taxonomy places the organism in Eukaryota, Metazoa, Chordata, Actinopteri, Toxotidae. Gene Ontology annotation, molecular function: molecular adaptor activity; protein binding. The record is from RefSeq and is a predicted model, not a curated record. Bases 186 to 1178 code for a protein of 330 amino acids. Gene Ontology annotation, cellular component: TRC complex; membrane. Gene Ontology annotation, biological process: post-translational protein targeting to endoplasmic reticulum membrane.